Aspergillus caelatus is the source of this 1375-nucleotide messenger RNA. Its product is annotated as zinc-binding alcohol dehydrogenase family protein. The record is from RefSeq and is a predicted model, not a curated record. Gene Ontology annotation, molecular function: oxidoreductase activity, acting on NAD(P)H. The transcript has a single exon. Lineage: Eukaryota; Fungi; Ascomycota; Eurotiomycetes; Eurotiales; Aspergillaceae. Bases 89 to 1150 code for a protein of 353 amino acids.
GUGCAUUCGCGUUUAUUAUAGUCGACUAUUAUUAUAGCUCAUAUUACCAUCGCUGUUACGACUUAUUGCCCUAACAAAAUUAUACAAGAUGCCUGUUCCCGACACUUUCCUAGCGGCUACAGUCAACCAGCCCCACGCCCAACAUGUCGUUUCCAACCGCUCAUUGCAACCACUUGAAUCGGGCGAAGUUGCUAUUAAAAUCACUGCCACGGCCAUCAACCCGGUUGACUGGAAGAUCCGCGACUACAAUGUCUUUAUCAAAGAGUACCCUGCCGUGCUAGGAUCGGAUGCCGCCGGAGAGAUCGCCGCUGUUGGACCCGAUGUCUCUAAUUUCGCUGUUGGCGAUCGGGUAUUCUUCCAGGGAAUCAUUGGAAGAUAUGACUCGUCUACCUUUCAACAAUACUGUAAGAUGCCGGCCGCACUGGUCUCCAAGACGCCCAGCAACAUUAGCGACGACCAAGCUGCCGGAAUAAGUCUCGCGACCAUGGCUGUUGUCACAGCAUUCUACGACAAGUCCGGCCAAGGGUUGACCCCACCAUGGGACCAGACUGGCCCGCAGGUUGGAAAUGGCAAAGCCAUAGUGAUCAUCGGAGGCGCCUCAUCUGUGGGUCAAUAUGCCAUUCAAUUAGCUAAACUGUCGGGCUUUGAAAAGAUUAUUACCAAUGCAAGUCCUCAAAACCACGAGUGCCUCAAAAAGCUAGGCGCACAUAUUGUCCUGGACCGAGCCCAUUCGACCCCGGAGGAUUUCAAGGCUGCAAUCGGCGGGCUACCUUUGGAAUUUGUGUUCGAUACUAUCUCGGUGAAAGCAACGCAAGCAUUGGGUGUUGAGAUUGUCCGGGCUACAGAAGGCGCCGAUAAGAUCGUGACGGUCCAGGGUGCCGACUCGGAUGCUAUUGCCCUCGGCCAGUCGAAAGAGCCAAAGGUAGCGGUGAAGCAGGUCUUGGGAUUAGGUAGCUCCCCAGCAUUGCGUCAUCUCAGUGAGCCUCUGGUGAAGCAUCUCGGCGGCGAGGACGGUUAUAUCGCUAAGAACCUUUUCGUCCCCAACCGGGUGCAUCUGGUUCAAGGAGGACUGAAUGCCGUGGAACAGGCGCUUGCGAAGAAUAAGGAAGGUGUAUCUGGCGAGAAGGUUGUAUUCCGCCCCAAUGAAUGAGUGAAUUGAGCAUACAACUAUAUAUACUUGCAAUAUCUGUAAUAUACAGCAGCUAGGUUCAUUAGUUCUCUUUCCGCCUGUUGUUUCCCUUUAGCAUGUUCUUAUGCUCAAACCUUGCUCCUUUGCUCUCGGCUGUAAGAGGCCCUAACAAAGCUCGACUGAUUGGCUGAAGCUUCUGUUUACAUGUUAUCGUACAUUUUCUACCAGAUGGACGCAGAGAAGCUC